Oryzias latipes (Japanese medaka) is the source of this 1450-nucleotide messenger RNA. It is a transcript of the gene tdgf1, whose product is annotated as teratocarcinoma-derived growth factor 1. Lineage: Eukaryota; Metazoa; Chordata; Actinopteri; Beloniformes; Adrianichthyidae. The record is from RefSeq and is a predicted model, not a curated record.
CUUCCACAGCCCCGCCCGCCCAGAGGGAUCACCUGUGGAGAGAGGAGGCGGUGUGGAAGCAGCGCAGACAGUGCAGGACGCCGAGUUUCACUCUGAAGAUCCACGCAGGACAAUCAGCUGUUCCUCCGCGGGAUUCCCUCUCUGCAUCGCGCCGCAUGGAAGAACCGGAAACUGGCUUUUGAUUGGCGAACACAGAACAGACGAGUCAUUUUGCACAUUUUCAUUAAUGUUUGUUUUUCACUCGUGGAUUAUUAAUCUGUGACGCUGCGCACUUUGCGCAUGUGUGGAUCUCAAUGGGCCUGACGCAGAUGCUCAGGAUCGCGCUCUGCGCUGUGAUGAGUCUGCAGAGCGCCUGCGCACUUCGCGCCUCAGAGUGUGGAGAGGGUAAUUGCAGCACAAGCCAAGCCUCCCCUGUACCCUCUUCCUCCUCCACCGCCCCCCCUGCAGUGAUCUCCUCACAGGACUUCCUGGGUCAGUUUACCCAGGUGACUUCGUCAAACAGCGGAGACCGUAAACACCGAGACGCCAGCGCCGUCCUGCCCUUCAUCGGCCUCACCGGCAGUGCAGAGCAAAGUCGGAACUGCUGUAAGAACGGAGGAACCUGCAUCCUGGGCAGUUUCUGUGCCUGCCCUCCCUUCUUCACCGGGCGGAGCUGCGAGUACGACACCCGUGUCAGGCGGUGUGGCUUUGUUCCUCACGGAGAGUGGGUGCAAAAGGGCUGUUCGUACUGUCGCUGCGUCUAUGGCGUCCUGCACUGCUUCCCCAAUGUCUUUCAGAAUGACUGCGAUGACAUGGAGGAGGAGGUACGUUGGUACCGUUCAUCGGCUGCUGGCGGCAUCUCCACCGGCUGCUCUGUGCCGCCGCCGCUGCUGCUGCCGCUGCUGCUGCUACUCGCCCGGCUGUGUUUGCUGUGACGUUUUCUCAGGUUCAGGCUGCAGCUUAAAGGCUCAGAUUCAAAUUUGAGCUUCAGCAGAACCUGGAUUUUUAUGGGGGGGGGGGGGGGGUUGACUUUUGUGAAGUCCCUGUUCUUUAAGGAAAUUUAAAGUCUCUCUUUUUUUGCACAUAUGGUGUGAUGUUCAGUUUUUAACGUUAAAAAAUAGAUGAUUUUAUUUAUGUUCUUGUUGUGUAGCUGUUGUGUUGUGUGGGGGUGGGGUGUGUGUGGGGGUGUGAGUGUAACCUCCUCCUGCCGCCGCCUCCCUGACUCUUAUCUGGAGGUAUUUUUUCAGAGUGAGCUGUUCUCUCUGGUGCUCUUAUCUGCAUGCGUUAAUGAUGAGGCUUUAUUUGAUUAUCUGCUGCGUUCUUAUCUAAGACAAACACAUCAGCUGUUGUCCUGCAGUCUGUCGGCCGUCACAGCUCGCCACUUAAAACGGUUUAAGGACAAAACGGGGAUUUCUGAUGUACCGUUAAAUGUGGACGACACAGACCUGGCUUGAUAUUAAAAAACAUGUGA